Messenger RNA from Macrobrachium nipponense, 4469 nucleotides. Its product is annotated as ileal sodium/bile acid cotransporter-like. NCBI's taxonomy places the organism in Eukaryota, Metazoa, Arthropoda, Malacostraca, Decapoda, Palaemonidae. The transcript is spliced from 12 exons. The coding region runs from base 572 to 2020 and encodes 482 amino acids. The record is from RefSeq and is a predicted model, not a curated record. Gene Ontology annotation, cellular component: membrane.
AGUAUACGGCAGGCUUUCGAGAAGGUAGGACGUGUCUGCGUGUGUGUAGUAACAGGUGGUCGUAGUCGGCACUUCUCUUCCUAACGAGUUUUAUUGAAGAGUGGUGACGUCAUUCUGCAGAGCAGAUGAGAGACAACGGAACGAACAUCUGGCAGAAUUAAAGGAAAUCCUCAAGAAAACACCUCAGGAAUUCUGGAUUCCUCUUGCUAUGACAGUAUCGGUGACGAAGUUUCAACUGUUUACGUUCGGUGUUGUUGUCUAAAUUAUAUCUCAAAGCGUUCCUGGUUCAAACACAUCUCUUAUUCGAAAUAAAAGUGAAUAAAUGUGUUAAGUGUAAUUAACAGAAAAAUUCUGCAUAGAGUAAUCACUGUGAGAACUCAGAACAGCAGUCACAUAGUUUGCUGAGGUUGUACCGUUGCGAAAACUAUAUCCCCAUUGACGGAUAGACCGAUGCUCGAGCAGCUAAGUACAAAUCAAAUAAAAAAAGUACAGGCCUAAAUUAAAUAUUCAGACCUGUCCUGAUAGCUAAAUUACACAAACUGAGUGCAACAAGGCAGUAAAAACCACAACGAUGGCUUUAAUUAAAGGGAAUGCAAACAUGUGGACAAUUAGCGCCCUUUGUUGCGCAGUGAUGUUAUCGAUGCACUUCGGUGCUACGCAAGGCGAGAAAACAUCGCUGUCCUUCGACCCCACGGAGCUGAAACAUUUGGUAGAUGGCACACACCAUGCGUUCAUUUGGUCAACGAAUCUUACGGGUGUAGCCAGCGUGAAUGCCACUGUUCAGGAUGAGAUGGUGCUAGAAAUUACCUCAGUUGGGGAUGUGAUCGAGGAUAAAGAAAACGGGACUUUUUAUGGCCAAAUCAACUUCACUGCUUUGUUCAUCGGAUACAGCAACAUUACAGUCACGCUGUAUGAUGCAAAGGGCUAUAUGUUAGCCGAGGAGAUGUUCCCAGCAUCCGUCAUCUUGUCCUACCAGAAUCUGAGCGACAUCUUCUCUCAGAUCAUCAGGAUCCUGGUGGCCAUAUCCUACGUCAACAUGGGCGCUGCCAUGGAUUUCUCCGUGGUGAAGGAUAUUAUCAAGAGGCCUGUUGGGCCUAUUAUAGGAAUGAUUUGUCAGUACUUGUUCAUGCCUCUGAUCUCCUUCGCCCUGGGCAAGCUGGUCUUCCCAGACAAUCCGAUGGCGCAGCUGGGGAUGUUCCUGAGCGGCUGCUCCCCUGGGGGAGGGGUCUCCAACAUGUGGACUCACCUCUUGGGCGGGUCCCUCGAUCUAUCCGUCAUGAUGACCUUCGUCUCGAAUAUCUUCGCCUUCGGAACUCUUCCCCUGUGGAUCUACCUGAUGGCCCCUCUGAUCAUCGGCGACAAGGACUUCGUCAUUCCGUUCAAAGACAUCGGUCUAAUUCUCGCGUUCCUGGCUAUUCCCUGCCUCAUAGGUAUGGCUUGCAAGAUGUUCCUGCCGAGAUUUGCUCGUUUCUUGGAGAGAACGUUGGCGGCCAUUUCCAUCUUCAACAUCCUCUUCACCUUCACUUUCGGAGUCUACUCGAAUCUAUACAUCUUCUCCUUCUUCACGUUCAAGACUCUGCUCAUCGGCUUCCUGUCUCCGUUCCUCGGUUACUUGAGCGGGAUGCUUCUGGCGAAGCUCUGUUGCCAGUCGUGGGCGGACACCAUCGCCAUCAGCAUAGAAACAGGAGUGCAAAACAACGCGGUGGCUUACAUCAUCCUCAAGCUGUCCUUCGAGAAGCCUGCAGGAGACAUAACUGCAGUGUUUCCUUGCGCUGCAAUCAUUAUGUCCCCAAUUCCUCUGCUGGUGGCGUAUAUCAUCAAGAAAUCCUACGGGUUCCUUGCUCAGUCCAAAUCGCAGGAUAUCACAGAUGCCAAAACUGAGAAGUCUGUGACCAACGGAAGCAUAAGCAAGGCCUCUGAAAAGUCAAGAAAUCAGUCUUCUCCUGAUGAGCUCACAGCUUCGGGGGAGACAGGGGGCGCGGAUAACCCGGCUGCCGAUCUGAAGGACGAUGUCGUUUGAGUAGGGCCCUUUCUCGGUGGUCUUGCCUUUGCCCUACGGGCGUCUGCUCUUCAGGGGAGACUUCUAUUUAGCUGAGCCCUCUUGUUCCAGUACCGUGACUAUAGUUUUAUAUUACGUCGAUCGAUUUGUUGAUCAGUCCUGAAUUAGGUUACAUGAAAUCAAGCACUAAAAUAAACGAAAUAUGGAGUAAAAGGAUGUUACACGUAAAUACCAUUUGUAAUUUUAAUUUUGCGUCUGUGAAGAAAAGCGCCGGUAACUUGAGUGUAAGGUUUGAAGUCACAAUCCUGAAAUAUACCAGGAAAUUGUUCAUUUAAACAACAUGACUUUCAUGUGAUUAUUUUCCUCAACAAACUCCCGUGUCUCGUUGCAGCAGACACUGUACUAUGUAAGAAAUAAAUGUUAUUCUUAUUUGUACGUACACAAAACUUCAUCACCGAAGUUAUCUAAAGAAAACGGGUACCAUAAAAGUAUCAUAGAGAAUGGAACUUAUAUUAUCGGUGACUAUUAUAUUGUGAAGAAAUGAUGUUAGCCUUUCACUUUUUGUUAAACUGUAACAGUAAUCAGUUCCGUAAAGCAUUGGAUGGCUCCAGAAAAAAAAAUGGCACUACUCGCUGCCUUAAUCAACUUCCAAUUGUUGAGUUAAUGGUGAACCUGCUAAGCUAGGUAGGUAUUAGCUAAGCCUAAGCCUAGGUAACUAGGAAAGGUUCACAAGAAGAAUCUGUAUCGGCUGGUACAAAAUCAUAAGAUGGGAAUAACUAGCGUCGGAAGCUACGCUUAAUGAUAUUAAGUAAGUUACUAUCAUUAUACAUCUUCUAAUCAGCUACCAUACCUGUGGAAGAAGGGCUGUGACAUUUUGGUCAAUUUAGCAUGGUGAAUAGGCUACCAUUGUUGGUGCUGGAACUGAACGCUUCCAGGUGAAGUCACGCUCAUUUCACUGUUUUGUUACCGUAAUGACAAAUUUUUCUUAAUUUCUAAUAACCCACCAAGUCAAAGGAACACUUAUUCCUCCUAAUUUGAGAAGUUCACGACCUAAUAAAACUUUCUUUGGAGGUAAACUGAAUCGUUCGUAAUGGUACUACUUGUCAACAAACCAAAACAACUUCAGGUUCAGAACUUCAGAGUCCAGACUCUACCAUAAAUGAGCUCGAGUCGAGCUAAAUUCUCUGUAACGGCACCUCGUAUUUCUUGCAUGACAUUCUUUAACAUUGUGCUAUGGUUAUUUUCUUCUUCGCGUAAUAUAUUCCUAUUAUUCUCUACGAUUCCUAAUUCUCUUCGUCAUUCUUAUUCUCUUUGUUAUGCUGGAACAUAACUAUUUUCUAAAUGCGCUGUAACAACGAAAUAUUAAACAGAGCAUUCAAGUAGAGCUUUCUCUGUGGAGCAUUACUUGGGUAAAAAAAUAUUUAUAAAUGAAUGAAAUCACCAUUUUCACUUAAUGUGAUAUACUUGGAUAAGCGGAUUUUCGAAAACCUUUUUAUUUUCAUAUUCCUCUGCGGCUCUGCCUUAUUACGACUUUUAUUCCUAUUUUUGUCUUCUUUUUGUUUCUCUCGCUCUUAUUCAGGUCUUUUUUUCGACUGAACUUUUUGACAACAGCUGCUUUUAAUGCCUCUUUGUUAAAUGUUAGCUAUUUAUCAACUCUUACGCCAUUAGGCUUAAAUACUCUACGAACGAAUACUUUAAAUUCCCUUCUCUUUUUAGGCCCAUGUUGUCUUACAUGGUUAGGUUAGGAUUAUAUACAAUUCUAUUUGUGCUUUUGUUGCUGUAACAUUAGGCUGGCCUUGUGCCAGCACUGGCUCUUGAACGACCUCUUUUGUCUGUAGAGACAGAGUCAGGGAGGACUGCGCGCAGAGAAGCGAAGGUGAAAAAGAUUAAUUUUGAGAAGCCUUAAUUUAUAUGCGCACACCGAAAGCACUCAUUCUCGAUGGAACCAUUUAUUAAUUCAAUUAUUAAUUUUCCCCUUGGCAAGGGUAUGUUGACCAUGAACCAUACCCACUGGUAAGAGGAAAAGCGUCAAGCAUUCUGAACACAAUGUAUAGGCCUACCUGUGAUAGCCGCCAUGUUGGUUUGAUCUGACACGUAGACCAACCCUAGUAGGUUAUGGAUAACGAUUUUGUAACUUUAUUAAGUACACUGCUAUUAUCAGCUUGUUGCUAUAGUAAAAAUUCAUCCACUGUAUUUAUUAUCCACCACUGUAAAAUUCGUAAAUUUAAUAAGUUUGUCAAACAACUGCCUCUUAUUUAACCAAUAGUCUUUCUUUUGUUAGGACCAGUUCGAUGAUUGGUUGUGAAACAAACAACAAUAAAAUUAUUUUUAUGAAGAUGAAUCCUUGACCUUUGUGUGAGUGCGUGUGUGUGUGUGCGUGCAGCUCGGUCUUUUCGGCUGGAUCGGAUGGUUGUUAUUGGCCCUCUUCCAAAAGAACGGCCUUCAUUUUGUGGACUUUGACCUCAAAAAA